CCCUGUCGUCCCCCAGUAGGACCAGCCCGGCCGCUAUUCACAUGCAAAUCACGCCCUAUAAAUACUAACAACAGUCUGCACGUCUCACUUGGAUUACACAAUAAACACACGGCAGCAGGGCAGCAGAGGGAGACAGGAGAGAACCUACACCACCAGCAAUAUGGCUCCUUCUGGUCAGCUUGGCAAGGAGGAGGAGUGCUGCAAAGCGGACAGAAAGGUGAGGAAACCUCUGGUGGAGAAGAAGAGGCGAGCUCGUAUCAACGAGAGUCUGCAGGAGCUGAGGGGUCUGCUGGACGAUUCUGACCUGCACUCCAAGAUGGAGAACGCUGAGGUGUUGGAGAUGACUGUGAAAAAGGUGGAGGGCAUCCUGAAGAACAGAUCACAAGAAGCAGACAUGCAGAGCCAUGACGCGAGCGAGAGGUUUGCAGCCGGCUACAUCCAGUGCAUGCACGAGGUCCACAUGUUUGUGUCCACCUGUCCCGGCAUCGACGCCACAGUGGCCGCCGAGCUGCUCAACCACCUCCUGGAGUGCAUGCCCCUAAACGAAGACCAUCUCCAGGACGUGCUGAUGGAUCUAAUCACCGACACGUCUGGGAGCACGUGGCACGGCAGCGGAGACCCGCUGCGUUCUGCGCUGGCCUCCCCUGGAGGAAGGAGUGUGUCCAGCGGCUCGUCCUUCUCGCCGGCCCCCUCCAGCGCAUCCAGCGAGGACCUGUGCUCCGACCUGGAGGACACAGACGGCGAGCACAACCAGAGCACCACGGAGGCUAUGGAGAGCAGGGAAGCUCUGAGCAUUCCCACGAUAACGUGCCCCAGGUCUAUGUGGAGACCCUGGUAGGGGCUCAUGUGUGUGGAUGGGCCUUACCCUUACUUACCCUUACCGAAAGGAAAAACUCCACCCCAAAAUGAACACUUAAUAAUCACCUACUUCUGCAAUGAAUUUCUUCCUUGGAAUUAUGCCUGGACUUUCUGAAUUGAUUACCAGGAAUACCAGGAAGACCACAGAACAAGUCUGCAGCCGGAGUUUUCGGUUUUGUGGAUGAACUGCUGAUCAAGAGUGGAUGUUUCCUUCCUCACAACUUCACCACUAAAGAUCAAGAAGGCAGAAGCCCCUGUUUGAUGUACUGUAUACGGGACCAGUAUGGGUACAAGAGAGCUCUUUUAGAAACAAAUCAAAGUUUGGCAGUGCCUCUGAUUAAUAUAAAUAUUUUUUAUCGUAUUUCGGAGAGACCAGUUUAGUGGAACCUUGGUUAGCAUCAUUCAUUGGUCCCAGAAGGUCCGAUGGACGCUAACCAAAUCAGUUUUUCCAAAAGAAAUAGAAAUGUAAAUCCAAUUCAUCUGUUCCAGAAAGCCAAAAAUGUUACGCACGUUUUUAUAGUUUGACACGCAGAAAACAAUUUCAAAUGCAUAUAAAUAUAAUAAAUGGUGAAAGGAAUGGGUAAAUGAGCAUUUAAGGUUAUUGUUACCUUCGUACCCAAAGACACAAUGUGGCAGUGAGAUCAACACCACUGAAUUCAAGAAAGUUAUUUCCUGAAUUCAGUAACGUUUGUUGAGGUAAAAGUAACCUGGAAUGUUUAUUUAUCCCUUCUGUCAAUUGUAUGCAUUUAGAAUUGUUUUAUCCAUGCAAAAUUAUUAUUGCAAAACUAUAAAAACGUGUUUUGUGUAACAUUUGUGAGAGUCAACCGCUGAUGACAUCAUAGACGGGCGACGUAGCUGACAACCGGUUUGUUAGCCAUUUUGUUAGCUAUCUAGCCAAUCGGAUGCUUGUUUUUUCGCUACAAAAUACAUUAAGAACGCAGCAGAACUCACGCAGUGUAUUAACCACAUGCCAUGCUGUACGCUAACAGGAGAAUGCACGCAAACCGAGGUAAAACUGUGGCGGCAAUUUUCUAUGUUAACUGAAAAACACGCUAACCCGGGGGGGACGCUAACCGAGGUUCCACUGUAGUUUAUCUGUCCAGUAACCUCCUUUAGAAUAUUGCGUUGCUAAGAUGUGUAGACGUCCGAUUAAAAAGAUUGUACAGACGAUACUUUAAGUGUAACGUGACUCAAUAUGCAGGUUUUCACUAAAACUGUCUUACUUUGAAUUGGUGAAGAAAAUCACACUGUAGGGAUGGAAAAAUGACACACAUAAGAUACUGUCACAACUGUGUGGAAGGAUAUUGACAGAUUUGAGGUAGAAUUGUGAAGCAUGCCUUCAAACCAAUAGUUCUUCAUGUGGAACUGAUAUUAAAAGACUGGGUUGA
Molecule: messenger RNA, 2246 nt
Organism: Dunckerocampus dactyliophorus (ringed pipefish)
Lineage: Eukaryota; Metazoa; Chordata; Actinopteri; Syngnathiformes; Syngnathidae
Gene: her13
Product: hairy-related 13
Exons: 4
Coding region: 161-838 (225 amino acids)
Biological process (GO): anterior/posterior pattern specification; regulation of neurogenesis; regulation of transcription by RNA polymerase II
Cellular component (GO): nucleus
Molecular function (GO): DNA-binding transcription factor activity, RNA polymerase II-specific; protein dimerization activity; RNA polymerase II cis-regulatory region sequence-specific DNA binding
Source: RefSeq, a predicted model, not a curated record